Molecule: messenger RNA, 792 nt
Organism: Plasmodium malariae
Lineage: Eukaryota; Apicomplexa; Aconoidasida; Haemosporida; Plasmodiidae
Product: Plasmodium exported protein, unknown function
Exons: 2
Coding region: 1-792 (263 amino acids)
Source: RefSeq, a predicted model, not a curated record
AUGAUGAAACAAAUAAUGAAGUUACUCUUUUUUAUAAAAAUUACUAUAUUUAUCCUUUUAACGUGGAUGUACCAUAUUAACAAGUAUAUGCGUACACGUAACCCAUAUUUGGACAAGUGCAACCCUGGUAGGGAUUUUGAUACAAGAACAUGUAGAUUACUAGGAGGAUAUGAACAACAAAAUUAUUCAGACGUUGUAUGGUUAAAAGGUGAUGCCCCAACUGUUGAAGAGUACAAAAAAUUAUGUGGAUAUAAUUUUAGAAAAGUAACUAGAGAAAAAACGAAACACCAAAAAGUACUUUCAGUAAAUAAUACAGAAAGCUUUGAACAAGCUAGGGAAAGACAAUCCCCUGAAAACAAUAGAAAAAAUUCAUACUUUGAUAAACGAUUGAUCAACAAAAUAUAUUAUAUUAAUAAGGAUAGGUUUGCUAAGGAUAAGGAUUUGAAAUUAUUAGGAACAAAUAUAAAAAUAAAAAAAAAAGUGUUAUAUGUUUUUUCUGUCUUAUUUGUAGCAUUUGCAUUAGUAAUAAUUGCUUUAAGGAAAUUAGAUUAUUUGAAUUUUAAGAAUUAUUAUUUUUUUUCAUUGGAUAGUUUUCAUCCAUUAGUUAUAGUAUUCGCCAUAUUUGGGAUCAUAGUUAUAACAGCGAUUAUUUAUGCCUUUAGAAAAAUUGAAAAGUAUGAUAAAUUAAGACAUAUAAAAAGUAUAUUGAAUUAUACGAAAUAUCCUUCUUUCAUCAAAUUAAACUCUUUUACCAAUAACUAUCGAAAAUUUCCUGUGAAAUGCGGACAAUAA